This is a messenger RNA of Aspergillus caelatus, 1509 nucleotides long. RefSeq names its product putative short-chain dehydrogenase/reductase family protein. The transcript is spliced from 4 exons. The record is from RefSeq and is a predicted model, not a curated record. Gene Ontology annotation, molecular function: oxidoreductase activity. Bases 328 to 1167 code for a protein of 279 amino acids. Lineage: Eukaryota; Fungi; Ascomycota; Eurotiomycetes; Eurotiales; Aspergillaceae.
UAACUCUUCGGUCCCUCUUUAUCAGUUUAUCUGAAAGUCACUUGAUGUCACUUGAUUCCACAACAGCUUAGAUAAUAACCUGUGGGAACUUGCCCCGCGUUUUGUGGUGUGUUGUAACCAACUGCUUCUUCAAUUGAUAUAUUGGGACAGUAAACCUAUCCUUACGAAUCAAUACUCAUUCUACUCAAUUGGUUUCUAGUCGGGUUGGGACGUUAUCACCCUGAGCGUGAGUCUUACAUUUGACUUAUGACAUCACCCAGGAGUCCGAUCUCCCCGCCGAGAAUAACCAACUUACUGAGAAUCGCUUGCUAGCAGGAAUACGACACAAUGGCUACUUCAGCAGGACGUCUUCAAGGCAAGAAUGCUAUAAUUACUGGUGCUGCAGGAGGGAUCGGUCUCGAGACUAGCAUCCUCUUCGCCCGCGAAGGUGCCAAUGUCCUCAUGGCCGAUAUCUCUGCCCCUGCCCUCGAGAAAGCCCUCGCCAAAGUGAAAGAGGUUGUCCCCAAUGCCCCACGAGUUGAGACCUUGAAGUGCGAUGUUUCCAAGGAAUCCGAGGUACAAGCGAUGGUGGAAUCUCAAGACAGCUGGGGCGGAACCGACGUGAUCUUCAAUAACGCGGGUAUUAUGCACGCUGAUGAUGCCGACGCCGUGGACACUCCAGAGAAGAUUUGGGAUUUGACACAGAACAUCAACGUGAAGGGAGUAUGGUUUGGCUGCAAGCACGCCGUGCUCAGUCUCCGUCGUCAUAAGAAGACUAAGGGUAGCAUUAUCAAUACUGCUAGUGUAGUUGCCUUAGUGGGUAGCGCCACUCCUCAGCUGGCUUACACUGCCAGCAAGGGUGCGGUGCUGGCCUUGACCCGUGAACUAGCCAUUGUGCAUGCUCGGGAGGGCUUCCGCUUCAAUGCACUGUGCCCCGCCCCGCUAAACACCCCGCUCCUGCAAGACUGGCUGGGCGAUGAUAAGCCUAAGCGGUUCCGUCGUGAGGUGCACUUCCCGACCGGACGGUUCGGCGAGGCUAUCGAACAAGCGCAUGCAGUUGUUUUCCUUGCCAGCGACGAAAGCAGCUUCGUCAAUGGUCACGAUUUUGUUGUUGACGGUGGAAUGUCCAAGGCAUAUGUCACCCCCGAGGGGCCAGCCACCCCUGCCCCCAAGAACUUGGGUCACUAAAUCCGCAUGUUUAUGGUUAUGACACGAUUGUCAAUGACGUUCUUUAUUUUUCAAGGGCAGAUGCAAGAGAAUGUCUACUUAACACUUUCGGCCAGCCCAUAAUGUAGCAGUUAUCGCCCAUUCCAGACCUCCUGAUGUCGAAUUAAUCUGCCGCUGGCCUGCUAGGUCAUACUAAGCAUACCCGAACAGUGCGAAACCCAACAUACAUGUGGCAGGUUGUGCUGGGAUGCCAUAUAUUACGGUCCUAGUGCGUACAUUACAUGGCUAUGCGGUCCCUCGGCAUAAAAGCUCUUGACUUGAGAUCGAUGCACUAUAUGGAUUGGAGAAUAAAUUAGGCAUUAU